AUGAAGCACUAUUCUGUCAUGCACAAGUUCCAAUUCAGGGUUAAAAGAUCUAGUGCUAGAAGCUACUGGCAGAUAUGUGUUGGUGAAAACUGUACAUGGCACUUCAAGGCAACUAGCAUAAAUGUUUCUGCAAUGUUCAAGGUCAGAAAUUUCAACAACCAGCACACAUGCUCUUUAAUGGACAAAACAUUCAUACAACGCAAACCUACUGCCAUGGUAGUUGGUAGCAUGGUUAUUCCAAAAUAUUGUGAUCCUAAGACAAUUUACACACUAAAAGACAUACAAAGUGACAAGUUGUCUGAACACGGCGUGAAUUUAACCUACAUGCAAGCUUGGAGAGCAAAGAAAAAGGAUUUACAGUUUUUGAGAGGUCAUCCUGCUGACUCCUACAGCAAAUUGCCUAGUUAUUUGUAUAUUCUGAAGAAAACUUAUCCGGGGUCUGUAGUUAAAUUGAAGAAGACGGACGAUGACUGCUUCUUGUAUGUAUUUGUUGCGAUUUGUAUGUCAAUCAGUGGUUGGGAAUAUUGUAGGCCAGUUGUAGUAGUCGAUGGAACCUUCUUAAAGUUAGCAUACAGAGGAAUAAUGCUAACAACUAGUACAAUGGAUGCAGCAUGUAUCAUAUUACCAUUGGCAUAUGCUGUUGUUGAUUCAGAAAAUGAUGCAUCAUGGAAGUGGUUUUUUGAGAAAUUCAAACAUGCAUAUGGUGAAAGACCAAAUAUGUGUGUUGUUUCAAAUCGGAAUGAGAGUAUCUUGAAGGCAACAUCUAUUGUUUAUCCCGACAUGCCACAUUAUUCUUGCAUGUGGCAUAUUUGGACAAAUAUACGGGCAAAGUUCAAGAAGGGACAUCUAAAGUUAAGCGAAUUGUACUUUGCCAUGGCACGGUCAUACACGCUUGAUGAAUUUAAUGAAAGGAUGUCAAAUAUUGAAGAGAUUGACCCACGUGUUAAAGAAUACUUAUACGAUAUUAGCUAUCAUAGAUGGUCUCGAGUACAUGCUACGGUGAACAGAACUUGGACUAUGACAUCAAACAUUGCAGAGUCGUUGAAUGUUGUAACAAAAUAUGCAAGAGAGCUGCCGAUAGUAGAACUAUUAGAGUAUAUGAGGACCCUUCUUGAACGUUGGAAGAAGGAAAAAUUAUUGAAAGCAAAGGACUACAUCCAUAUAGUACUAGAUGGUCUAAGGCGCUAUAUUAUUUGUCUUGAAAAUAAGAGAUGUAGUUGUGGGCAAUUCCAACUUGAUGAACUUCCUUGUCCACAUGCUUUGGUUGCUUUAAGACACAGGGAUGAGUCUUUUGAACAAUAUUGUUCUCCUUAUUACACAAGGGAGAACCUCUUGCGUUCUUAUGAAAUACCAAUAAAUCCCCUGCCUAAUGAAAGCAAAUGGAAUUUGCCACAACAUAUAUCUAAUGAAGUAGUAAAUCCACCUACAGGAGGGAAAAGGCAGUCAGGAAGACCUCAAAAAGAAAGAUACAAAACAUAUGAUGAAAUAAAUUCAAAGAAGUACAAGGUUUCAUGUGGCAACUGCGGAGGAGAAAGGCAUAACAAAAGAUCUUGA
Molecule: messenger RNA, 1554 nt
Organism: Nicotiana tabacum (common tobacco)
Lineage: Eukaryota; Viridiplantae; Streptophyta; Magnoliopsida; Solanales; Solanaceae
Molecular function (GO): zinc ion binding
Source: RefSeq, a predicted model, not a curated record